AGAAAAAACACGCAGUAGAAAAGAUGAGAUAAUAUAAUGUGCAUAUCAGGCAGAACAUAAGGGUCGGAAGAAGUCGUUUCUUGGUGGUGCAAAGCGCAAGUAAAGAGCGGGACUUUGACCUUUGAUUUGUGGGCCAAUCAGCGUCGUCGUGACAUGACGUGGGGUUUCCAUUCCGGCUUUGUUUAUUCCAAGUCAAUUUUUUUUAAGUGUAUUUUUUUCGUUACCGACAAAUAAGCUGCCAAACCGCCUGGAGCGACCAACUCACAACAGAAAACCGAUUGCAGCUCUUUCGAUUCGUUGUUAAUCUACAUUGAUAAAAUAUGGGUCACGCUUCACAAGAUCAUACCAGAGAUCCUUGCCCUUGGGUCAUUUUGAACGAUUUGGGUGGUGCUUUUGUUAUGGGUGCAGUGGGUGGCGGUAUCUGGCACUCGGUCAAGGGAGCAAAAAACUCACCAAGAGGUGAACGUAUGCUCGGUGCAGUGUCUGCCAUGAAGGCUCGUGCACCUGUAUUGGGUGGCAAUUUUGCUGUUUGGGGUGGUUUGUUCAGUACAUUCGACUGCGGUCUGAAGGGUAUCCGACAGAAGGAAGAUCCCUGGAAUUCCAUCCUUUCCGGUGCUUUGACCGGUGGUGUGUUGGCAGCUCGUGGUGGUGUCAAGGCCGCCACUGUAUCUGCCGUCGUCGGUGGCAGUUUGUUGGCCGUCAUUGAAGGUAUCGGUAUCGCUAUCACCAGAAUGACCGCUGAACAAACAAGACCUGUCAUGCCUCAACUGUAGAUGCCUUGAUCGCAGUACCCAAAAAGAACUUCAUUACCUUAUAGAGAAAAAUUACCACCCUUUCCCCUUGCACAUGUGUGUAUAUAUAUGCUUUACAGAAAACGGAAAAAAAUAAGUCAGUUUUUUUUUAGACAAACUUUCAUCCAUCAGCAUUUUUUUCGAUAUCACAAAAAAAAAAAAGAAAAGAAUUGACUUUUUUACACACGACCUGGAAAAUCCACUUCAUUCACCUUUCGCUCGCAGGCAGGAAAAAAACAUUUGAGUUGCGAAAAGGAAGUUCAAGAAAAAAACAAGCGCUCACAUCCUCACUACUUUGUUUCGAUGAUCAUGGUGAUCUCUAUUCUUUUCAUGCACGCCAAUCGAACCAACUACGGCUGGCUGGCGGACUGGCUCGG
Molecule: messenger RNA, 1168 nt
Organism: Radiomyces spectabilis
Lineage: Eukaryota; Fungi; Mucoromycota; Mucoromycetes; Mucorales; Radiomycetaceae
Product: mitochondrial inner membrane translocase subunit Tim17/Tim22/Tim23/peroxisomal protein PMP24
Exons: 5
Coding region: 321-773 (150 amino acids)
Biological process (GO): protein import into mitochondrial matrix
Cellular component (GO): TIM23 mitochondrial import inner membrane translocase complex; mitochondrial inner membrane
Molecular function (GO): transmembrane protein transporter activity
Source: RefSeq, a predicted model, not a curated record